GAUUGUGUCGGAAAAGAACUUUUUUUCCCCCAAGCGCUGGAGAAGUUUAAAGAAGACCGUUCUCUGCCUUCUCUUCAGUUAUCACCAUGGCUCCUUACUUCAUCUUGCAGUGGAUCCUAAUGGUCCUAUUUACAGGUCUCACGGUGUCAGGCUCUCCAGUGAGAGGAGUGGUGGGUCAGAACGUCACUUUGCCCUGUAAAUACCGAGUUAAUCACCAAAAGGACAUCACCACAAUGUGCUGGGGCCGGGGCAGCUGUCCUUCUUCCCAAUGUUCUCAGACAAUUCUCUGGACAGAUGGACGGAGGGUAACAGAGCCUCAGUCCAGCAGGUACCGGUUAGAAGGGAAUCUCGCUCAGGGGGAUGUGUCCCUCACCAUAGUGAAUGCGGCAGAAGCAGACGGAGGGGUGUACUGCUGCCGUGUGGAGAUCCCUGGUUGGUUCAAUGAUGAGCGGCACAAUCUGGAAGUUGUGAUUGAGACAGCUAGGACCUCCACUUCAGGCCCUCACGCUUACACAUCUGAACACACCUCAGCUGCUGCGAAUGCCAGUGACACGUCUUCCACCAUCACCCCACAAUGGCCAUUGGUUUUCAGUUCGGAAGCCCCUGAGGAUGUUUCAAUACAGACUGUGUUGACAUCAAUCCGUCAGCUAAUGGAGCCAGAAUCCACGGGGACAGGGAUGCAUGUUGGAAUCAGCAUUUUUGUGGUACUUCUAGUCAUCCUGGUUUUGGCCCUAAUUCUAUCCAAAAGGUAUUUCCCCAACAGACAGAAGCUGAAGACUUUGGCAAGCUCAGUCUCAUUUUCCAACGCAGAACAAGGAGGCUUCCAGAGCAGGUUGGAAGCUGGGGUCCAUGCAGAAGAGAACAUUUAUACGAUGGACUCACACGGUGUGUCUGACAUGACAGUAAGAGCGAAGGUGGGGCAGUCUGUCAGGCUCCCCUGCACCUACAGCGUUAGAGAAACGCAUGACCUCCGUGUCAUGUGCUGGGGCCGGGGGAUCUGUCCGUCAUCUAAAUGCAGCAGUGAAAUUGUUCGCACUGAUGGGCAGAAGGUGAUAUCUAAACAGUCUGGCAGAUACCAACUCCAGGGUUCUAUCACCAAAGGGGAUGUGUCUCUGACUAUAAGGAAUGUGGACCACGAAGACAGAGGGACAUACUGCUGUCGCAUAGAGAUCCCUGGAUGGUUCAAUGAUAUCAAACGAAACCUGAAUUUGCAGAUUUACAGAGCACGCACUCCUCCCGCAAAAACAACCACAACUGCCCUCCCAACAUCCACUACUCUGCCCCUGAUAACCAGUACUGCACUCCCAACACCCACUGCUCCCCCAACGACAACCACAACUGCCCUCCCAACAACCUUUCCUUUCCCGACAACCAUUUUUCAGACAGCUUCUGCGUGCACUGAAGAUGAUGAUUUCAUUUUUUUCACAACAGAACACGUUCUCCCUACUGCAGAAUCACCAACUACAGAACUGAUCUCCGAGAGGACUGAAAAUGUCGAUCCUGCUUUCAUUACAGAAGGUGUUCUCAGUACAGUGACUGCAGAUGCCACUGUCCAAACAUCUACUGUGAGGCCUGAUCAUGUUCACACAUCCACAGACAAUCCAUUUGCUACAGGGACAGUUCCCCCAGUUACGGUCCAGACAGUCUCUGAGGCGAGUGAAGUGAAUGCUAUUUCUGAUGCUACAUUUCCCUGGACACCUGCGGGAGACUCGGUGAAAGAGGAACUCAGUGAAGAGACUUCAAAAGAUUCAAAACUCCAGUCGGAGGAAAGUGUAGAUAAUCCAGCACAGCACCUACAGAAUGAAAUUCCAACAGUAAUCAUCAGUGUGGUAGUGACGGUCAUUCUUCUCUUCACAUUCUUGCUGGUAGUGUUAUUGACAUAUAAACGCUCGAGGAAGUAUCAACUGCAUGUGAUAAAAAGCUCAGACUUAUCUGGAGAACAAAUUCCCAACGGAGUAGAAGAAGAGAAUACCCUUUUGACAAUGCAGCAGAUACCUGAUGGCCAUUCAGUAUCACAGGGAACAUGUCACGAUCCUGUGGAAUCCAGCAUCUAAAAAAGGCUCUUUCAUGCUAGGCUGGAAAAUAAGGAUUAAUUCCUUGCUAACCCUGGAAAUACUGAUGGGUUCAAACCAAAACCCAGAUCCAAACACCUGAACUAUGGGGACUGUAAAACCUAGAAGCAGAUUUUACUCAAAGGUUUUUAGGCACCUAACUUCCAGGGGAUCCCCUGAGGAUCUGGGCCUUUUCCUCUUGAGCCAUCUUUAAAACUGCUGGAUAAAGUGGCCUCUAUUAGAAGAUAUUUUACCCAUUGCUUGCAUCUCAGAAUUCUUAGUCUCUUAAACCCCAACCAGGGCCGGCUCCAGGCACCAGCCCACCAAGCAUGUGCGUGGGGCGGCGCCUGGAGGGGGGCGGCGCAGCGGAGCGCUCCGGCCCAAGAGCGGGGCCGCGCCGGGGAGAGCAGAGAGCCGCGGCGGACUCGCCGCUCUCCCCCCGGCGCUCUGGCUGCCAGGGGCUCUCCGCCCUCC
Messenger RNA from Chrysemys picta bellii (western painted turtle), 2525 nucleotides. NCBI's taxonomy places the organism in Eukaryota, Metazoa, Chordata, Testudines, Emydidae. The record is from RefSeq and is a predicted model, not a curated record.